ACUGUAUCCAGGAUGAUGAGUCCCAGCAUCUGCUGGCUGUGCAACAUGUUCAGAGAUGGCAAAAAUGGAAUUGCUUCCAAAGUAAGCCUGGAGGAAGUGCUGCAAUGGUCCCAGUCCUUUGAAAAGCUAAUGGCUACUAAAUAUGGGCCAAUUAUCUACAAAUCCUACCUGAAGACUGAAUACAGUGAUGAGAACAUUGACUUUUGGUUGACUUGUGAAAGGUAUAAGAAGAUUGCCUCCCAGAAGAAAAGAACGGCAGUGGCCCGGAAACUUUUCAAAGAGUAUAUCCAGCCUCAGGCUCCAAGAGAGAUUAACAUUGAUAGUCCAGCAAGAGAAAGUAUUGUCGCAGAGCUUCAAGAACCAAGCCAUUCCUGUUUUGAUGAAGUCCAGAAGAUAGUUUACAUGCAUAUGGAAAGGGAUUCAUACCCCCGGUUUCUUGGUUCAGAAAUCUAUCAAAAUCUUAUCCAUAGUCUUUCAACCAGAAAAAGAUCCAUUGGUAUCUAUCAAGAUGAAGAAUAAGAAUUUCGAAGAUGCAGUUAUCAUCACCAGUUUUUGAGCCUUUGAAGAUAGAGAGGUCCAGUUGUGGCUUGAGGAACAUUUUUAUAUCUAAGGCUUUAUUCAGACAUGGGAUUGGGUGGGCACUGUAACAAUUCUGAUGUGGGGGUAUUGUUUAUACACAGAUGAUUACCUCCUGACAUAAUUUAUAUUCUGAGUAUUUCCAACACCAGCUGCAACUUUUCAAACCCUGGGCUUGCAAGUGGAUUUGUUUUUCUGUUCAAAGAGUUCUUAAGUCAAGGGUUAACUUGCCAUGUGUAUUUGCAUGUUCUCAUUUUCUUUGUAUUGUGGGGUGAUCCGAUGACUGCUGUUGACAA
This is a messenger RNA of Anolis sagrei ordinatus, 872 nucleotides long. It is a transcript of the gene RGS13, whose product is annotated as regulator of G protein signaling 13. Lineage: Eukaryota; Metazoa; Chordata; Lepidosauria; Squamata; Anolidae. The record is from RefSeq and is a predicted model, not a curated record.